Molecule: messenger RNA, 1206 nt
Organism: Micromonas pusilla CCMP1545
Lineage: Eukaryota; Viridiplantae; Chlorophyta; Mamiellophyceae; Mamiellales; Mamiellaceae
Product: HlyC/CorC family
Exons: 1
Molecular function (GO): flavin adenine dinucleotide binding
Source: RefSeq, a predicted model, not a curated record
CUCCUGGUCGUCUACGCCUUCUUCGCCAUCUCCGAGACCGCCAUCACGACGCUGUGGCCGUGGAAAGUCCGCGAGAUCUCCGACCAAGAGGGCCCGGACUCGCCGUUCACGCUCUUGCGCCGCGACAUCAACCGGUUCCUCACCACGAUCCUCAUAGGGAGCACGGUGAGCGGCAUCGCGAGCGCGACGGUGGCGACGGAGGCUGCGCUCACCAUCUGGGGCGAGGGCGGCGUCGGACCGAUGACGCUCGCGCUCACGCUCGUCACCCUCGUCUGCUGCGAGAUCGCGCCCAAGUCGAUCGCGGUGCAGCACGCCGCCGCGGUCGCGCGCGUCGUCAUCCCGGUCAUCGCGACGUUAUCGCACUUUGUGUAUCCGCUCGGACGGGUGUGCGCGGGGGCGGUGAAUUUCGUGUUUUCGCUCUUCGGCAUUCGCGGCUCCGCGGAGCCGUUCGUGUCCGAAGAGGAGCUCAAGCUCGUCUUAUCCGGCGCCGCGAAGAGCGGGCAGGUGGACAGCGACGAGAGCGAGAUGAUCCAGAACGUCCUCGAGAUGUCCGAGACGCCCGUGCGCGAGGUGAUGACGCCGCUCGUGCGCGUCGUCGGCGUAGACCAGAGCGCGUCUCUGCACGAGCUCCAAAAGAUUUGGCGCGAGCACCGGUACUCGCGCGUGCCGGUGUACAACGACAGGAUCGAUAACAUCGUCGGGGUGGUGUACUCGAUGCGACUGUUGGAGUACGACAUGGGUGCGGAGAUGCUGUCCAAGGUUUCCGUGGAGGGACUCACGCAAAAGCCGCCGUUUUACGUCCCGGAGUCCAUGAGCGUGGUGAAGUUGAUGCGCGAAUUAUUAGCGCGCAAGACGCACAUGUGCAUCGUCGUGAACGAGUUCGGCGGGACGAUCGGGAUCGCGACGUUCGAGGACUGCGUCGAGGAGAUCGUCGGGGAGAUUUACGACGAGACGGACGACAGAGAGCCCGCGAGCAGCGAUUACGUCAGGGCGGUGAAGGGCCAAACGGACGUCUACGACGUGGACUACAGGGCGCAAGUGAGCGACCUCGGAGACGCGUUGGGGGUGGACAUUCCCUCGAGCGCGUUGUACGACACCGUGGGCGGGUUCACGUGCGACUGCUUCGAUAGGAUACCCGCGACGGGAGAGACCAUACUGAUCACGUUGCCCGCGCAGACUGGGUAUUUGGAAGACGACGACGACGAG